Messenger RNA from Penicillium pulvis, 723 nucleotides. Its product is annotated as H/ACA ribonucleoprotein complex subunit GAR1/NAF1. The transcript is spliced from 5 exons. Gene Ontology annotation, cellular component: box H/ACA snoRNP complex. Gene Ontology annotation, biological process: ribosome biogenesis; snoRNA guided rRNA pseudouridine synthesis. The record is from RefSeq and is a predicted model, not a curated record. The coding region runs from base 1 to 723 and encodes 240 amino acids. Gene Ontology annotation, molecular function: box H/ACA snoRNA binding. NCBI's taxonomy places the organism in Eukaryota, Fungi, Ascomycota, Eurotiomycetes, Eurotiales, Aspergillaceae.
AUGAAGUUUCCACCACCCGAAAACUUCUUCGCCCAAGUCCAACCUCCAAACUUUCCAUCCAGCGCAAUUAUGUCUUUCCGUGGCCGUGGCUUCUCCGGCACCGGUGCGAACCGGGGUGGUUUCGGUUCCCGUGGUGGUCGCGGAGGUUUCCAGCCAUCAUUCGGCCCCCCAGCCCAGGUCCUGGAGAUGGGUACCGUCAUGCACGCCUGUGAGGGUGAGAUGGUUUGCGAGUCUAUCAACCCCAAGGUUCCCUACUUCAACGCCCCGAUCUACCUGGAGAACAAGACUCCUAUUGGUAAGGUAGACGAGGUUCUGGGCCCCAUCAACCAGGUGUACUUCACCGUCAAGCCCCAGGACGGUAUUGUUGCUACCUCAUUCAAGCCUGGUGACAAGGUCUUCAUUGGUGGCGACAAGUUGCUGCCUCUUGAGAAGUUCCUUCCCAAGCCCAAGGCUCCUGCAGGUGCCAAGCCCAAGCGCGCUGGCGGUGCCCGCGGUGGUGCCCGUGGUGGUGCUCCCCGCGGUCGUGGUGGCUUUGGCGGUCGUGGCCGUGGUGGUGCCCCUGGAGGUUUCUCUCGUGGUGGCAGCUUCGGUGGCCGCGGUGGUGGUCGUGGUGGUAGCGGCUUCGGUGGCCGUGGUGGCUCUGGUGGCUUCUCUCGCGGCGGUGGCCGUGGUGCUCCCCGCGGUGGUGGUGGUUUCUCUCGUGGUGGCGGUGGCCGCUACUAA